AUAAAAUAUAAGAUAUGAAGCUGGUUGUUGUUUUGUGUUCUGUUGCAUAACGACGCUGUGGAGGAGGCUCUGCGUGCGUGUGCGUGUAGUGUGAGUGUAUAUAUAUAUAUAUGUGUGUGUGUGUGUGUGUGCGUGUGAAUGAUUUGCUGGUGGCAGAGAGAUGCUGAAUUAUUCAGGACUGAAUCCUCCUGCUGCUCCUCUCUGUUGUUAGAGAGAGGUUUAUAUUAUUAUAUAUUAUUGAUAUUAGAGGCUUCAGGAGGAAACCAGUGAAAUCAUGUUGCAAAUACAAACAAUCCACAAUGAGAAAUAAAAGAUAAAAAUGUGUUUUGGAUGAUUUUUUCGAUCUCAGAGAGAAAAUCAAACAAAAAGCUGCUGAAUUAAAAUCGAAUAAAAUCGAUUAAUUAGACCGCAUUUCAAAUAUGUUCCUAUUUUUAAUUAAAACGAAGCAACCUCCUGCAGACGUUCCACAUCUCCAUCAGCAGGGUUAUUGGGUUCUAUAUGAAUUGUGCAUUGGGAUUGGCUGCUACUGCUACUGCUGCUCCUCCUCUUCCUUACCUCCUCCUCUUCCUCUUCCUCCUGCAGUCUCAGUGUUGCAGACGGUGCUGGUCAGUGCUGGUCAAUGUGACUCGGUGUUUAAAGGGUUCUCAGACUGUCUGCUUCAGUUGGGGGAGAACAUGGCCAACUAUCCCCAGAACCUGGACGACACGCAGAACCUGCACACGAUCUGCGGUUACUGGGAUGACUUCCACUCCUGUGCCACGACGGCGCUGGCCGACUGCCAGGAGGGAGCGACGGACCUCUGGGAGAAACUGAAAAAGGAGUCUCGCAACCUGGAUUUCCGUGGGAGUUUGUUUGAACUCUGUGGCGGCGGCAACGCGGCCCCCAGAUCGGCCGACGCCAGGGGCCUCGCCUUGGUCCUAACCACACUGCCCACCAUACUGACUUGGCUGGCGUUUUAACAGAAAACAAGGAGAAACGUAAAAAAAUAAAAAAAAUAAAUACAAAGAAGAAAAAAAUGAAAAAAGAAAAUAGAGUGAUAGCUACUCUUCGAUACUGAAAAAAAGUUUGAAUUCAUCACCAGAAAACUACACCCGAAAUGGAUUUUUACUACAUCACUGUACGGCGGCCUGGUUUGCCUUCCUGGGACAUCUGCAGGCCGUUCUCCUGGAGCGCUCAUCCAAUCACACGCUGACCUGACCCGGAGGUCGAUAACAUGAAAUAUUCAACACGCCGUCGAGCUGAAAUGAUGACAAUGAUGAAAAUUUGAUGGAUCCUCGCCCGCUUACAAUCGUGGAAUUACACAGUAUUAAAGUCAACCAUGAAUUAUUGAUGUUUAGUAGGCUAGGCCUAGACAGCACUAUGUGACUGCGGGGUGCUGACACAGUAUCAGGCUAUAUAUUAGGGUUCCCAUAUCGCCUAAAGUACACGUCCAUGUGUGACGCCAGGCCGAGCUUCACGCCACAAAAUCAAUAAGAUGAGCCCGUUUCAGACCAGUCGCCUCAUUUCCACCACGGACAGUAUUUCCUUUUUUAAUCGCGCCAAGUUGACUGUGUUGAGCCCGGUAGGUUUGAUGGACUGAAUGCUUGAUGGUGAUUUAAUAUUUGUAUUCUUAUUGGCUGUUUAUUGUGCUCAUGCCACGGUCACACCAGCUUUUAUCACAGCGGCAUUUUGCACCAAAUUGAAUCCGUCAGGUUUGCACAUCGUCCUCCUUUACGGGUCGACCUCGGUGGACUUUUACAGGCGACGGAAAAAAAAGAAAAACUGCAACGACAGUAUUGACCUUUGACCCACGCAGCAUGGCUUGCAGUCCGAUCGUGUGCCAGCAGUAGGCGUGUUCUUAAAUUUAUAGUGUUCUACUUUUGGUUUGUUGAACUGGCUAGCUUGCCGCCACUUAUCAAAAAAAAAUCAACGCCACGUGAAGAAAUGUCGCUCUGCCAGUCUCUGGUGUGACCGUAGCCUUGUUUUCCCCACCAGGCUCUGAGCUGCAGGGUUGAGAGUUUGAAGCCUGCUUUUCAUUAAACAACAGUUUUAGACUGAUGUUAAAUUGCAUGAUGUUGGUUCGGACAGUCUCGGAACAUUUCAGGAAAUAAGCACAAACUCACGCACAAAAUAUGGACAGACUGCUUCUAAUGGGGUUAAACCUCGCCCCAAAUCAUCACCAAGAACCCGGUGAAACAUCUGGUAUCAUCACUAAACUGCAGGAGGCUACCUGGCUACCUGUUAGCGGUUAAAAUAGAUCGGUUCAGAUUAGCCUAUAUUUCGUUUUAGCAGUUAGAACGGAUCAAGAUGGGUAAAAGUUUAGCAGCUAAACCAGACUGAUGAACGCUAGCUAAUAGUUCAGUUUAGCACCAGGACAGCUUAAGUCUGAUUUAGAUUUUCCGAUUGCGUCACGUUGUCUAACCGCUUGGUUUAGUGGAUAAACCAGAAGGUUAGCUAACAGCUCAGGUUAUGAAAACCUUCUCCUUCUCCUAUGAAAAUAGGAAAUGUGUUGAGAAUUAAACCCAGAUCAUCAGAGUUUAAAGUCGUAGACAAACAUGUCUUCGUCUUUUCUUGAAUCAGUUUGUGCCAGACGUCGUGCUCAUUUCCUGAAAUCCCACGAGAACAAUAAUUAAGUUGGAAACUCUUCAAGGAUCUUUUGGAAAGUAGAAACACAUUAGAAUUAACUUUAGUUCGUGUCGCUCAGCAGAACCGUGUGUUAGAAACGAACGAGUGAAACGGCGACCGAGAGAGAAAAAGAGGAUGUUCUGAGAAGCCGACAGCAAUACGAAGAUGUGACUUCAUGGCCAGUGUAGCUACUGAAAAAAAAUAACAAACCGUGGCUGAAGAGAGAUAUGACUGUUGCCAUUUAGCACAUCCCCCCUUUUCAUACGCCAGUGACUCCUACAAGCCGACGUUAGAGGUGAUAUAUGUUAGAUUAAAGAGCUGAGUCCCAACAGUACAGUAGCAUCAUAAACUACAUGAACACGGUAAAUAGAUCAGAGGAGGUUGUUGAUUUCUUUGCCGAGGCAUAGAUGACGUUUCCACUGCCUUCUGACAAAAAGAUGUGUACUUCUGUUUGUUUGUCUCUUUGUUUGUUUAUGGGGAUGUUGCGUAACAAAAAAGAGUUUUAAAAAAAAUAUAUAUGGACUUAUUCCAAAAAAAGAAUAUGUAUAUCAAAAGGAUUUUGAGAAAAUAAAAUAUUAUAGAUAGUCUAUCCCAGACAGUUUUAACACAAGAUUGAUACUUUACAGAUUAUAGGCCUACUGAGAUAUAAAAAAAUAAAAAGAUUGCUAAAAUGAUAAAGAGUAAUAAAUAAAAUGACUAAUGUUUGAAAA
Molecule: messenger RNA, 3314 nt
Organism: Sebastes umbrosus (honeycomb rockfish)
Lineage: Eukaryota; Metazoa; Chordata; Actinopteri; Perciformes; Sebastidae
Gene: nrn1a
Product: neuritin 1a
Exons: 3
Coding region: 420-959 (179 amino acids)
Biological process (GO): nervous system development; neuron projection extension
Cellular component (GO): plasma membrane
Source: RefSeq, a predicted model, not a curated record